AUGAUGUCUUUUGCUUCAGUCUCGAGGUUUGGGUUCUUCGCAACUCUGUUGCUCGCAGUAGCUGAGCCGUUUGCUCAGGCACGCCGCUUAUCGGAGCUCCAGUUGAGGUUCUUGAACGGCUCAACACAGGUGAAGCCCUCGUAUGAUUAUGUGAUCGUCGGAGCAGGAACAGCCGGCUUGACAGUAGCAGAUCGUUUGACAGCAGAUGGGAAAACUACUGUCUUGGUCGUUGAAAAUGGCAAAGUAGUUGAUUCCCCUAGAAUCAACCAAGUUUUCUCUGGUACUGCUGCCAUGGGCCCGACUUGGUCGUAUCAGAUCAACUCUGUCCCUCAAGUUAACCUACAGAACCGAAGCACGGCUGUUAUAGCUGGAAACCUAGUUGGCGGCAGCUCGGCGAUUAAUGCAAUGAUGACUGUUCGAGGGACAUCUGAAGAUUAUGACCGAUGGGGUAGUUUCUUCAGUAAUAACUCUACUUGGUCUUGGGAUGGGCUUCUGCCUUACCUGAAGAAGGGUCUUACUUUUGUGCCCCCUGACCCUGCCGUGACGAAGUCCGUGAACCUCACGUUUGAUACAUCAUUCUGGGGUAACAGUUCCAACGUAUACGUAGGAUGGCCAUUCUUCCAGUGGCCUGGUUUAACUACGCAAAUAGAGGCCUUUAGAGACAUACCUGGUGUUGAGUUCCCCCCCGACAGUGGUGCAGGCAAGGCAGGUGUUUACUGGUUUCCGACUUUCAUGGACCCUAAAAAAGUUCAAAGGUCAUAUGCUAGGACUGGGCAUUACGAUGGGAUUAACAGAACAAAUUAUGAUGUUGUUACCCAGUCUCAUGUGACGAAAGUUCUUCUCGAAGAGGGAACUGCCACGGGAGUUAUUUUUCGACAAAAGAAUGGCAAUGCUACCACUUUCACCACAGUCAAGGCCAACCGUGAGGUUAUUCUUUCUGCAGGCGCAAUCCACUCUCCCCAACUAUUGCAGCGCAGUGGGAUCGGGCCUAGGAAGCUUCUGGAGUCAGCCGGCUUGAAUAUGACUGUUGACUUACCUGGCGUCGGCCAAAACUUCCAGGAUCACCCAAUGCUCCUCAUGAGCAUUGUCCUCCGGAACUUUACGACUCACCCAAGCCCAUUGGAUAUGUUUGGUGGAAACAAGAACUUCACUGACUGGGCACAGGAGCUCUGGAGAGCUAACAAGACGGGACCAUAUUCGAUGGGUAUUGGCAAUGCUGCAGCGUGGCUAGGCAUGCCUGUAAUUUCCCCUGAGAGGUUCGAAAGCAUAGCAUCUAAGCUGGAAAAUCAAGAUCAUGCUGCUCAGCUACCCCCGGAUACAGACCCAACAGUUGUUGCUGGGUAUAGCGCGCAAAUGAAGAAGAUGGCGGCGUCAAUCCGUUCCUCGAACACAGCUUUCUAUAACCACGUCCUAACCGGAGCCGGGUCCUCAGGCACAUUGGUAGAUUUGCAUCCACUUAGUCGCGGUACAGUGAACAUCAACACCGCAGACCCAUUCAACACAGAACCCAUAGUUGACUACAGGGCCCUUACUAAUCCUGUCGAUCUCGAUAUCAUGAUCGAGAUGCUCCGGUUCACUAAGCGAUAUUUCUUCGAGACAAGACUAAAGGAGCUUUCCCCCAGGCAGGUACAGCCACCCGACUACGUUAACGAGCCCGAAGAUCUGGCCGGCUUUUUGGCGCAGAACCUUAGUCCUUCCGAGUUCCAUCCUUCGGGAACUUGCGCCAUGAUGCCAAGAGAACUUGGAGGCGUGGUUGAUGAGAGUCUGAAGGUGUACGGUGUGAAGAAUCUGAGAGUUGUCGAUGCUAGUAUUAUGCCUACAUUGCCUGGAGCCAACACUUGCCAGAGUGUCUAUGCCAUUGCUGAGAAGGCGGUCGAUCUCAUCAAGGCUGAUUCGUAA
This is a messenger RNA of Daldinia childiae, 1899 nucleotides long. Its product is annotated as Versicolorin B synthase. Gene Ontology annotation, molecular function: flavin adenine dinucleotide binding; oxidoreductase activity, acting on CH-OH group of donors. Gene Ontology annotation, biological process: secondary metabolite biosynthetic process. The record is from RefSeq and is a predicted model, not a curated record. Lineage: Eukaryota; Fungi; Ascomycota; Sordariomycetes; Xylariales; Hypoxylaceae. The coding region runs from base 1 to 1899 and encodes 632 amino acids. The transcript is spliced from 10 exons.